CCAUUGGGAGGGUUUUCGGAGGGCCCAUGCGUUGUUUCGCUCGGUCUAUCUAUCUCCGGACGAAUGAUAAGAGCAAGUGCCCGUUUUUUUUCUAUUUGCAAUCGCUAACUGGUCCAAGUGGAUAGAUUCGUACGAUUCGACAACAAUCCUGUCACACAGUAUGGGCUAGCUCACGGCGGGGACGGACAACUCAUUCGAAGGAAUACCUUCGUGCUUCAUUAUUAGUUCGAUCUUUAGUCGUAGUAUACGCUACACUCUAAUAGUUAUUUAUCUGGCAUGCAAAAGGAGCAAUUUUUUUGUGCGUGUUUAAAACAAUGAAUUGUGUUAUUUAAAUUACUGAAUUAAAUGCACAUUCGAUGGUUGAUUACAUUUCGACGACGUCGGUUCAUCGGUUGAGCAUUGAAGUGACAAUUACAGUUAAAAUUACUUGUUAAACAGUGGUGUUAAUAAAAAAAAAGUGAGCACGUACACGCCUGAAUGGAAACGUGGCCAACCGAACGACGAGAAUUGGCAUAAAUAGCAAUCAAACACGAAACAAAGCAAAAAAUGCGAACCCUGAACUACGCAUCAUAAUUUUUAUCACACAUUUGUACCUUUCCCCCAUUUGAACGGGAACAAACAUCUGCUUAAUUGUGCGGGGUACUAGUGGAUGGGAAGGAGUUUUUUUUUUGUUUGGAAUCCGGCAAAAUACGACCAUAUUUAUGCGCAAUCAGUUGACCAGCAGCAUCCAGCCUACCGAACGAACCUGUGUGGCUGCGGGAUGGUGUGACGAGUGCGUUUUGCAACAACCAAAAUAAAAAAAAACUACAUAUACACAUCGUUAAAUCAGGCAACAAUCGAAACAUUACGCAAAGUGGAUCAAACAGAACAGGAAAGAUUUAUGCAGCAUAAAAAAUCUACAUAUAUUGAUAUCAUAUCAAACCAAUGCUUUGGCGUUGUACAGCUCGGCGCCCCAUAAGCCAAUCCACUUUUCACCCGUAUUGAAUAGUCAAUUAGCGCGUUUUAAGGAUUCGCUGGUUUUGUUUGCUUGUCUCUACUAGGUAUACUCAUACUUUUUUUUUACACAUACGGAAAACGGAGGGCAAAAAUUUGCAAAAGGGUUCGUUUGUUGACUGUGAUUUUUUUAGCGUUCGUUUUGUUUCAAACCCUGUGGUAGAUCUGUUUUUGCUUUGCUGUAAUAAACACGGGGUGACUACUUUUCACUUACCACUAACUACGCCCUUUCCGACGAGAUCUGUCACAUAAAACACCACCAAACAUGUCCUGGGUGUUUCAUCUGCUGUGGAUGUUUCUGGUGCUGAUGCUGUUUUUUAUCGUUCUGCGACGGAUAUAUUAUUUUGGGCUGCAAGUGCAUCGACCAGCACCAGCAAAUCAAUCGCGCAGCCAAACUUCACAACGCUUCGCAGUAUUCACCAUUUACCAAAAUGACCUACGGACGGCUCAAACGCAACAAGCAUCGGAACGCAGUCAACCUCCAGCUUACACGGAACCACCACCACCUCCAAAAUAUGAUGAAGUGAUAAAAACACCCCACCUGUUUCAGAAACCUCCACCGUAUACAGCGACUGCCGAAACGUAACGGUUGUUUACACACAAAACAAAAAUGAAAUUUUAAAAACAAACUUACCAACUUGAUCGGUUGCAA
Messenger RNA from Anopheles funestus (African malaria mosquito), 1645 nucleotides. RefSeq lists its product as uncharacterized. The coding region runs from base 1259 to 1579 and encodes 106 amino acids. The record is from RefSeq and is a predicted model, not a curated record. Lineage: Eukaryota; Metazoa; Arthropoda; Insecta; Diptera; Culicidae. The transcript is spliced from 5 exons.